Eruca vesicaria subsp. sativa (arugula) is the source of this 3460-nucleotide messenger RNA. The record is from the annotation of a GenBank genome assembly. Lineage: Eukaryota; Viridiplantae; Streptophyta; Magnoliopsida; Brassicales; Brassicaceae.
UCCCUACCUCUCUCCCUCCCCCAGAUUCACAGCAACUCGACAAUGUCAGAAGAUCCGAGUCAACUCGGAAGAAACUCUACACCCGCCGGGGGAGAGCUAAUAGCUCUCGGACUCACCGAUUCAGACGGCCACGAAGAGCAUCUCUACCACCACCAACAAGCCUCGGAGCUAUGCCGUUACAUACUUAACCUUGGCCACUCAGAAUCCGUUACGCAUCUUUCUUUACACUUGCAAGCUUCCUCUGAGCUCGUCAAGUUACUUUGCUCGAUCCGUAACUCCCCUAUCUCCCUGACGGAAGACGGCUUGUUCGUGACUCUCUCGUCAGAGUUUCUCUCCGAUCCGGCUAGCUUCGCGUCUGGUUUGGGUGUGCCGGAGAACGAUCUGUGUGAGAUGAUUACGCGUUUCACGGAUUCGAUGUCUCCCAAGCGUACGAGAGAAAACGAGGAGGAGGAAGAAGAGAUACAGCUCAUGCCGUUGCCGAAACGAAGCCGAAACGAUGAGAGCAAUGCGAGUUACAGAGCUAGCGAGAUUACAACUAUUGUGAAUGGUUCCAUGCUUGAGACUCUUAAAGCUUUCGAGUCCCAAGCUUUGAGUUUGGCAUUUGAUCAAAAUCCUUGGUCUGGUGGUUGCGAGAUGUUCACCGAUUUUCCAGUUGAUUGUUUGGAGGAGAGCAAGCAAGAUUCGCCGUUUCCUGGAGAGGUUGGAUACGGUAACCAUCUUGAGAUUGGAGAUUUUCAAAUUGUUGACAAUCUUAGUUUAAUCGAAGAAGAAGAAGAAGACGAGGAUAAGGAUAAUGACGAGGAUUUGUUACCUGAGGGGGAGAUACAAACUCCCAAUGUGCAGCCUGAACCGGUUGCCUCUUCUGAAAAUGAGUUGAGAUCAGUGUACGUUGUGGAGGAUACUGAAGAUAAGCUUGCCUUGAGUUGUAACCCAACGAAGCAAGCGGACCAGGCUGUAGAGAUCUUUACUACCCCUGUCAAAGAGAUACCGCUGAAGCCUUCUGCUACUCCGGUUAAUCAUGAUAGUUCGUUGGUACAGAAAACUCAGGAUGUGUGCAAGAUUUCUGGAAACAGCAAAGGAUAUAGCUGUUCUCCUGAGAAAGUAUACACCAGGAAAAGUAAAGCUAUUCAGAAGGCGAAACAGAAUUUUAACUCUGUUCGACCUAAAGAGCAGAAGGAUCAGUCAAGACAGAUCCAGUUUCCGGAUUUUGAUUCUUAUACUGUUGUAGAGGAAGAAGGCGCAGGUGGAUACGGGAUUGUUUAUAAGGCUAGGAGGAAAACAGAUGGAAAAGAGUUUGCCAUUAAAUAUCCACAUGCUGGUGCUCAGAAACACUAUAUUAUUAAUGAAAUCAGAACGCUGGAGCGUUUUGGGGGGAAGAAUUUUAUAAUCAAAUAUGAAGGCUGUCUCAAGAACGGAGAUUCCGAAUGCAUCAUCCUUGAGCACGUGGAACAUGACAGACCUGAUCUUUUGAAAAGGGAAAUAGAUGUGUAUCAGCUACAGCUGUACGGCUACUGCAUGUUCAAAGCUCUGUCAAGUCUUCAUAAGCAGGGUGUUAUUCACAGGGAUGUUAAGCCAGGCAACUUCCUUUUCUCUAGGAAGAGCAGAGAAGGCUAUCUCAUUGACUUUAACCUCGCAACGGAUUUGCACCAGAAGCACAGGAGAGCGGAUAAAUCAAAAGUAGCUACAGUUCUCCCAACUGCCAGCAAGAGGCAUCAGGCAUUGAUUAACGCUCCUGACACAACAAACCGAGCGAGCAACAAAUCUUCUCAGAAAACUCUGGCGCCUAAUAGCCUGAAGAAAGCAGCGGGAAAGAUAAGAUCUCGGAAUGACAUGAGCAGAUGGGAUAGAUUCAAUAGUCAAGGGGGAGAAGGUUCUGGCUUAACUUCUGCCAAAGAUGUGACCAGCACAAGGAACAACCCUUCAGGUGAAAAGAGGAGAGAGCCGUUGCCAUGCCAUGGAAGGAAAGAGCUUUUAAACUUUCUUCAGGAGACAAUGUCUGGUCCAGUUCCAAACCAUGAAGUAUCAUCCAAAGCUCCUACGUCUAUGAGAAAACGUGUCGCUGCUCUUCCAGAGAAAAAUGAUGGGCUUGUUUAUCUAACCCCAAUGCCGCUGCGUUCUAACGGUAGGCCUGAAGCAGGGGAUGUAAUUAAAAAGAAAGACGGUCCUUGCUCAGGAACCAAAGGCUUCCGUGCUCCAGAGGUUUGCUUAAGAUCGUUACACCAAGGACCUAAGAUAGACGUGUGGUCUGCAGGAGUGACUUUGUUAUACCUAAUGAUGGGAAGAGCACCUUUCACUGGUGACCCUGAACAGAACAUUAAGGAUAUUGCGAAAUUACGAGGCAGUGAAGAAUUAUGGGAAGUCGCCAAGCUGCACAACCGUGAAUCUUCUUUCCCUGAGGAAUUGUAUGAGUCAAGGUACUUGAAAGGGAUGGAGUUGAGAAGAUGGUGCGAAAUCAACACAAAACGCAGAGACUUCCUAGACGUGAUUCCACCGUCGCUGCUUGACCUUGUUGAUAAAUGUUUGACUGUUAACCCAAGGCUACGAAUCAGCGCGGAAGAUGCUCUGAAGCAUGAGUUCUUCCACUCAAUUCAUGAAACCCUUAGAAAACAAAGAGUCUUAAAGCAGCAGCAGCAAACGCAAUCGCAUCCUUCAGUGGUUGCUGACGCAGUAGGCCAACCGCUGCACUAAUAUAUUACAGAUGUAGAGUAGAAUAGUAACUAGACACCUUGUUUUUGACUUCUUUUUCUCUCCACAGUCCACACCACAACACACAUUGCAUGACAGGCAAAUUUAGUAACGUUAUAAGUUUAUUGACUCAAAUGUAGUUCUAAACAAGUAAAGGGUAGAGUUUUCAGACUGUAUAGAAGUUGUCAUAGCACUACAAUGAUUUGUAACUCAUGUUUGUAUUUCAGAGCAGUUCUUAUUCAUGCCACAUGUAUUUCUUUUGCUAUUACAAACAAAAACGUGUCCUUAUUCACUGCAAAGAAUCGGAGCAUCACUCUUUCGGUCUUGAAUGUCUCUGCAUCACAGUACGAAGACAGUGACAAGGAGAUUGGGAGAAGCAAGAAGCUGCAAGUCUCUUUGCAACUACUGAUUCUUUCUUACAAAUGCAAUGAAUAAAUCAGAUUUUGGGCAGGAAAAACGUAUAUCACAAAUUCACAAAAAGAAUUCAACAACAAGAAGAAGAAAAGUGUGGCAACUAGUUUUUAAAUAGCAAUACCAUCUUCAACAGCAGUAACAUCUGGAUCAUUGUUUCCAUGACGUUUCCUACACUCACAGUAAAAAACAGUGACUACAACAUAACUCACCACCACCUCAACACCAUACAUACACACCAGUCUCCACCCUUCCCACCCACCAGACAAAACCACAGACCUCCACCACGACCCUGAGCUCGAGUCUACAUCCAACUCCUUCGCCAGCUUCUCCAUCCCAUGACCAAUCAAACUCGAUAAAAACA